AUGAAGCUGGCGCCCUCGCUGCUUGGCGUGCUCACGGGCCUCCUUCUUGCAGUGGUGCACGUGCCCGGGAAUGCGGAGCGCAACGCCCAGCCCUUCUGCUGCAAGGUCACCGGCUGCGCCAUGCUUCUUGGCCUGUGCACCUACAUUGUCGAGUUCCAGUGGCACUGGCUCUACACACCAGACUGCAACAGUGGGGGCAUCAGACAUCGGUGGCUGAGCCUCCUAGACUGUGCCGGAAUGGUGAUUCUAGGGCUCUACUGCGCCGUGAAGCGCCACCCCACCUCCGGGUAUGUGUACGAUGCUCUGUGGUGCGUCUAUGGCUUCUCAGCGACCUCACUCCUCUACAUUGCCAUGGACAUCUACAUGGAGUGCGAUUGGCAGGACCUGAGCCAAUUGACCGCAGCCCUGGCAUUAACCACCGAGGCUGUGCUCUUUGGGUGGGUCGCGCGACUCUUCCAGGUAAGGAUGCAGUCGGCCGGGGACGACAGCUUGACCAGUUCCAAUGCCUGGGUGUACACAAUGGUGAUUACCUUUCAAGGCAACGUCGAGCUGGUUUUGAUCGAGUCAUUCGUGCGGCGGGACUUUAGGGCCUUUGUGGUACUGCACAUCGCCUCGAUUGCUUUCAAGAUGAUGUUCUUGGUCAUCUGGAUAUCCUACACCUGCUUGAUGGUCAGGAGCCUCUGCCACAGCUCACGCGUCUUGCGCCUGGAACGCCGGCGGACGAGGGGCGUAGCACGGCAGCAGGCGCACUGGGCCACGCGCAUCGUUCGUAUGGAGAUUGUGGUCUCGCUGCUGAUUGGCCUCACAACUUUUGCCACUUGGCUGGUUGCGGUGUCGUUCAGCAUUGCCGACAUGUGCUGCAUCAGUGACGAGGAGACUGCUCGCUGGUGGGGUCGCGUGAGGACGCUUCUCCACCGCUGUGACGUGAUGGUCAAUGCAGUCGGCGUCGCACUGCUGUCCGGCGUCCUGUGGCGGGCUCCUCUGCCCCAGGCCAACGACCUGGUGAAGGUCGAGGAGAGGUCGAGGAUACGAUCUGGCAGCAGCUUUUCGUAUCUCGAGGACAGCCACGAAUACGGAGCCAAAGCGGCGGAGCUGGCUGGACGAGGCUUUCACCUCCACUCACUGCUCGACUUCUGGGGCUUGCUUCUCGAGGGAGCCGUGAUGCCUGGGUUCUGCCCCGAGCGCUCGACAACCUGUGACGUCGUCCGAGGGGCUAUAAUCCCUCUGUCGCGCACGGGUACUCGAGGCUUUGCCCUUUCCAGCAAAUGGAAUCGUGGGGAGGCCCUGGUGCCGCAGCACAUGGUGACGCAUGCUUGGUCAAACACCUUUGCCAACUUGUCGGCCGCCAUCGUGGCAGAUGCCCUCGGCCAGGAGACCUAUGGUGACCUUGUGCAGCGCCUCGGCACGAAGACGGGGCUGGCGGGGAUCGUGUCAGAACUGCCGGCCGAGAAGCUGGAUUCGACUUACUGGGUCUGCGCAUUCUCCAUCAACCAGCAUGCCACCAUUUGCCACAGCUUCGGGCCGAGCCCCGCCAACACGGCCGGCGACGCGUGGCUCGCCUGGGACCGGAAGACGCGCGACUCUGUCACGGGCGAGCGCUAUCCUUUGUGCUCCUGCCUCGAGCCCAAAACGUCUCACGACUUUGUGGCCUGUGAGGUGAACAAAUUCGACAGCACCAUGUUCCUGCUGACGCGAAAGGUCGCCGGCGUGGCCCAGGUGGUCGUCGUGGAUCCGCACUUCGACGUGCUCUACAGGGCCUGGUGCGUGGCCGAGAUCGUUGAGGGAAACAUUCUUGGCAUCCCGGCCCGCAUCGCGGUCUUCUCAAAGGAUGCGGUGGAUGAGAACUACGAGCGGCUCUUGUUGCUGGACGUCCGCGACUGCGAAGCCUCCGUACAGAGGGACAAGGACAUGAUCCUUUCCAAGAUUGCCGACGUCGAUGUCUUCAACCUCAGGCUUCAGCAGCUGGUUUUCAGCGCGCAGGGCCUCUUUGGCGGUUGGCUGGAUGGUAUCGAGCGCUCCAAACACGUCGCAGCCAUUGUCAAGCGAUCAACGUUGUCCCUUGAGAUGGCACAGAAGAGCAUGCCGAUGAUCUGUUGCUUCCGGGGCUCCCUGGGCAGCGACUCGGAAUCCGUGAGCUCAGAGAGCGAUGCAUCUUGCAGCAGCGUGUGA
Symbiodinium natans is the source of this 2169-nucleotide messenger RNA. The record is from the annotation of a GenBank genome assembly. NCBI's taxonomy places the organism in Eukaryota, Dinophyceae, Suessiales, Symbiodiniaceae.